AUGCCGAGCUCAUGUAAGGAGAUACGAGACGCCCUGGCGCAGUGCCUCCAGGAGUCCGAGUGCGUCAUGGUCCAGCGGCACACGGCGGCCGAGUGCCUGCGCGAGCCCCUCUCCAGCACCCUGCCGACCAAGUGCAUUCAGCUCAAGAAGGGCUUCGGCGACUGCAGGAGGGGCAUGAUCGACAUGCGCAAGCGCUUCCGCGGCAACCAGCCCAUCACCUUCAAGAACCUGUCCACCGCCGACUCGGGCGAGGGCUACCAGCUCUACGCCGGCCGCUCCGCGUUCGGCGGCGGCGUCAAGAAGACGGACGGCAACGAGCCCGAGCCCAGGGACUGGCGCGAGGUCGAGAACGAGAAGUACAGGCAGGAGCAGGAGAGGCAGGAGAGGCAGGAGAGGCAGGACAAGCAGGACAAGAAGUGA
This is a messenger RNA of Neoarthrinium moseri, 420 nucleotides long. RefSeq lists its product as uncharacterized. Gene Ontology annotation, cellular component: mitochondrion. Gene Ontology annotation, biological process: mitochondrial respiratory chain complex IV assembly. The coding region runs from base 1 to 420 and encodes 139 amino acids. The transcript has 2 exons. Lineage: Eukaryota; Fungi; Ascomycota; Sordariomycetes; Amphisphaeriales; Apiosporaceae. The record is from RefSeq and is a predicted model, not a curated record.